Stegostoma tigrinum is the source of this 10284-nucleotide messenger RNA. It is a transcript of the gene rhoj, whose product is annotated as ras homolog family member J. Lineage: Eukaryota; Metazoa; Chordata; Chondrichthyes; Orectolobiformes; Stegostomatidae. The record is from RefSeq and is a predicted model, not a curated record. Gene Ontology annotation, biological process: small GTPase-mediated signal transduction. Bases 482 to 1099 code for a protein of 205 amino acids. The transcript has 5 exons. Gene Ontology annotation, molecular function: GTP binding; GTPase activity.
AAUUAGAGACUGCUUUUCCAAUCUCGGUGAAUUGUUGGACGCUAUGUGCUUCCUUCCCCGCGAAUUAUCGGAUUACAUCAGAAACAAGUUGAAAUGAAGCUCGAAUUCCGGCAUCGUCGAGUGAAAUCCAGGUUUGAGGUUGAGUUUCUUGCAUCUGAGAGGAAUGCAAAAACAGACAGGCCGAAGAGUGAGCUGUGCCUUUGCAGUUUCCCUGUGUUAAGAAAGAAAUUGGAAGGAAGCAGACGCUCUUGGGAUUUAGCUAAAGAUCCUGGCGCAGUUCCGUGACACACACACACACAUACAGAGCUCCCAUUGUGUUAGCUGCUGCUUUGCACAUCUCCUAAUUUGGAUUUACCGGGAAACUCAUUUCCUGAGAGUGGAGAAGGAGAAGGAGGCUGGAAGAGUCGGCAGGGAUUGACCAGCACCGAGACGCAGACACAGACUGAGAGAAAGCGAUGGAGAGUGGUCGGCGCUGAGGACCAUGCUGGGGGCUGGGAAAGAGCAGCAGCGGGACAUGCUGAAGUGUGUAGUGGUCGGGGACGGCGCGGUGGGGAAGACCUGUCUGCUCAUGAGCUACGCCAACGACGCCUUCCCCGAGGAAUAUGUGCCGACCGUGUUCGACCACUAUGCAGUAACCAUCACCGUUGGAGGAAAGCAACAUUUGCUUGGUCUAUAUGAUACUGCUGGACAGGAGGACUACAAUCAACUGAGACCUUUCUCUUAUCCAAACACUGAUGUGUUUUUGAUUUGCUUCUCUGUGGUAAAUCCUGCAUCUUAUCACAAUGUGCAAGAGGAAUGGGUGCCUGAGCUUAAAGCAUGUAUGCCACAUGUGCCUUAUGUCCUGAUUGGAACUCAGAUUGAUCUGAGAGAUGAUCCCAAAACACUGGCCCGAUUAAUUCACAUGAAGGAAAAACCCAUCACGUAUGAACAAGGUGUGAAAUUGGCUAAAGAGAUUGGAGCACAGUGUUACCUGGAAUGCUCUGCCCUCACACAGAAAGGAUUGAAAGCUGUCUUUGAUGAAGCAAUUUUGACAGUUUUCCACCCCAAAAAGAGGAAAAGAGGUUGUGCGAAAUGUCGUGUAUGUUGUGCAAUUAUAUGAUGGAAUGCCAGAGGACAAAGGAGGAAUGUUGCAAGAAAGCAAGUUCUGGUUGACUAAUAACAGUGAAGCUGAUUGUAAAAGCAGUAAGCUUUUUAAACUGAGAAUAUUUGGAAAAGGAAAAACAAUCUUUCCUGAUUCCUUAACAUGAUGGAGAGAUGGAGAGCGGGUCCAGUGAGGAAUUAUCUGCAGUAGUGGACUAACUUAAAACUAUCGAACCUCACAAAAGUCAUAUUAGUUUACUGCUAACUACUGGUCACUUUUCAAAUUGCCAGGCUGCAUAUUCUCUCAAGCCUGGCUGCAAAGCACUGAGCCAUUGUUGAAAAUGUUCUUAUGGCAGAGAUGUUACUGGGAAGUCUGAGGAGCAAAAGAGCCAAAGGUGUUAGACAGAACACAUUGAAGCACUGCAUUGAAAACCUGUUACUUUUGGCUAAUUAUUUUUGUGGCCUUAUGCAGCUAUUUAUAAGCUCAGCUAAUGCAAUUUGAAGACCUCAGUAUUUAUGCUGUACUGCCGUCCAGAAGUUUGGAUGAGCAUUUAUUGCAAUUUACAGUAGGCAUCUGAACACUUGUAGCCAUGUAAGAAUUAAUGAAUAACUCCAUUAAGCUGGUAUUUCUGAAGCAUUGUGAUAAUGGCCACAUGACAUCAUUAGCAAGCUGGCAUUAUUUUAUAACAUCUGCACUACAUGUAGAAUUGAAAACCUAAGAUUUUAAAUGAGAUCAUGAAAUCCUAGCUUUCCUAACUCCAUAGAAAGUUAACUGAUAAACUUCAUUCUCUCAUGACAAUUUAAAACAUUUGUACCCAAGUAACAUCUUUUGUUUUGUUUUGUUUUGUUUUUCCUGCAGCAAAAGAUGCUUUGUCUUGUGGCCUGUUAGCACUCAGGUUUUUUUUAAAAAAAGAUCUAUCAAAUUAUUGAUGACCAUGACUUGCAUAUUUCAUUUUAAGAAUACUAUCCUCUGACUAAAAUUCAAGUAGCAUGCUAGGUAAAACCAGGAUUCGUGUUGUUCAGUUUUGUGGAAAGGAGUAAUUCUACUUGCUAAGUAGGUUGGUAGCAUCUUGCAUUGAUGUAUUGAUGCAUGGCAUCAUUGAGGAAUGUCACCUUGAUUUUUUUACUCCAGUUUGUUGAUACUGAGCAGAGGGCAGGUGCAUCUCCACAGCAGGAAGAGAAAAUUUGAACGAAUCUCUAACAGUUCAUUCUUCCACAACUUUUACCAAGCAGAGGCCUGCGAUCAUAGUUUCCCACUCAGCAAUAGUGCACAUAAGCCAAAAAAUAGAAAUGGGGAAGGAAAAAGAAAACGAUCUAAGCAACUUAAUUACUUUCUGAAAUUGGCAUGCAUUUGAUUACUUAAUAGUAAAUAAACUUGCUUCAAACCCUCCUGUGAUUUUGCACCUGACCUCUACAGCUACCACCCUAAGCAGACCGGUAGAAGCCAAGGUAAUUUAGUGAAUAGAUUCUCUCAUUACUCUUUCUAUGAAAAAUAUCUAUUGUAUAUUCUGUUUCCAUUCUUUACACCCAUAAUGUUUGUUUGUCCCAAAUAUUCAAAAGAAAUGUUCUCUUUAUGAAAGCACAAUAUCACACUUUUGGAUACAAGUUGCCUUGGACCACGGUCGUCGGGUUAAAUAUAACGACUCCUUUUCAUUCAGACCAGUACAAAGAAACACAGAGAAAACUAUGUUGAGGCGAUGAUGUUUACUGAGCUACAUAACGUGACCAGAAAAGUCUAGUAGGGAAUAUCUUCAUGAUGUAUCUCAGUUCACACUGUACUUCAGUUAAGCCAUGUGCUACUGUGAAUCCAGAAUAACUCUCUUCAAUUCAUGAAGCAUAUUGGCCCAAAAUUUGUUGAAUUUGUCAAUUUGUGAUGAGCCCUAAUAUUAAAGUUCUUCCCUCUCCCUUCACCCCGUGUUUGUCCUGUAAGCUGUUGGAACUGCAGGCUAAUAAGGACACAGUGAGGGGUAAAGGACGUUUGGAACCUUGGUAGACAGUGGGACCUAGAAUGUAACUCAUUUAAGUAGUGAAAUUGAUACUUUGAGAAGGAAACUGGAGAAUGAUUGUGUCGGAGAGAAGGUGCAGGAAGUGUAAUAUGGAGAUCAAGGUUGGAUCCAAAAAAUAGAUAGAGAGAGAGAGAGAGAGAGAGAGAAAAGUAAGGGAAGAAUUAGAAUUUAAAUAUCAAUGGUGCUAUUCAUCCAGCAACUUGUGGUGAUUUUGCAAUUUACAGGGUAUCUUUUCCUUGCCACAAGUUAUCAGAUGAUUUACGUAGUUAAGACAGCAAGUGCCACUAAAUCCUCUGUAAUUCUGGGCUGCUAAUAAAUAUCAGCUUACCAUAUGGCUGGUAAGUACAAUUUACGUUCUGACUUGUUAUGCAAAUAUGCAUUUGUUAUAUUUAUCACUUGAAAUCAGGAUUGUGAUGACAACUGUUGUGUACGGCACAUAAGAUGAAUAGUGCUCCAAUUUGACUAACUUUUUUGUUGAGUUGAAUCAUUUCAAGCCGUUCAAGAACUCCCAAACUUUUCAGAACAGCACUGGCUCAGUCAGAAGAUUUUAAUAUUGAAAUCAUCCUGAUUUGAUUUGCUAGAUUAAGAUUUUCCAAAAAAUAAUUACUAGCGCCAUCGAUUCUGCUAUUAUGCCAAUGGGACCUUCAAUCUGUUUCUUUCUAUUUCCAUUGUGAUAACCAGAAGUUUUCUGAAUGUUUGAAAUUGUAACUUUGGCAUUGCGCAGAGCUACUUUCAUGAAUACUAACUUAUUGCUACGAUAAUUAGCAGCAUGCUGUGCAAGUUAUUUGUUCUUUUUACUGAAAGAAAUAAGCACAAGCCGAUAUUUUUGUGUCUUAAUUAUAUCAUUUUGCAUCACGAUAACCAGAUAUGUGCAAGUAAAUAAAUAUGCCCGAUAUGAUCAGGUGCAUUACAAUCAGUCAUGCUCUUGUUAGUUGUUUUCUUAGUAAGAGCUGGCUUCGGAAGCCAACAUUUUAUUUGCACUUCUUACACAUGCAAAAGGCUACCAGCUGGCAAAGGAAUGUAGAUCAAAAUGUUUUCAAGUACACUGUUCAGGAGUUUUCUUAGUCAUUGCAAGUGAUGUGAACUUGGGAUCACUAUGGAGUACAUUGCUUUUUUGUUUCAUGUAAAGGUAAUCAGCAACCAAAAGUGUCCUGGAACUAAAGCGUUCUUUAAUUGUUUUUUCCAAAACUUACUACAUGCAGUUAAAAUAUGAAUAUAAGCUAAGUAUGGUAAGCCAGUUCUGAGAGUAAAUGUAAAAGCUGUGGAUGUAUAUGUAUCUCAAACUCUCAUUUUGAAGGCACAGUUUAGCUCAUAAAAUGAGAAAAUUUAAUGGAAUAUCUUGCUGAUAGGUCUUGGAAGAUUGAGAGAAGAGGGUGAUUUUAAAUGAAAUGAAUUACAUCUUUCAUUCUGGAUCUGUUAUCUACAAAAUGUUCUAAGGAGACGUAGGCUUGAAACAGUGUCAGAAUGCCAAACAAUCUAAAUAUUGAUAGAACUAAGUAUCAUAGACAAAGCCUAAAUUAACUAUGAACUCUGAUUUUCUAGGCUGAACAAUUCAUUUAAGUUUGAGCAUUGAGAAAUAUUACAUGGUGGGUGUUCUAACUGUUGCUCUUGGAAUCCAGUGUUAAUGUGACGUUUUGUAGUAGGGCUGUUUUGCUGCAUUUCAGCGAUCUGCCAAACUUACGGGCAAACAAAUAGGAAACUUUAUGUUUUCAAUUAAAACUAGCUGAGGUGUAACUCAAUGUAAUAGGGGUUCUAAUCUAAUAAGCUGACUAUAUUUUUAACAGAUCUAAUUGAGCAUUUGCUACCAUUUUUAUUUGUUUCAGUCCAGCAAUCUUUGUUUCUUAAGAGUCAACUAUUUCAAUUGUUCUAUACUUACUGAUAUCCUGGUCAUUGCAGGUUGGAGUAGGAAUCCAAUUUUUGUUUUGUGUGUGGGAGGGCUAUAACUAUUUGCAAGUUCCAAGGUUUUUUUUAGACAACUGACACACAUGAGGAUUACAAUCUUGAACUUGCAUUUUUUUUAUAUAUGAAGCACAAUACAUAUGUAUUCACCUCCUCAUUAGUUCAAUUGCAACCAGCAGACAAGUCCAUUACUAUCCAUUAGAAUGAAGUAAUCCAUACUUAUUGCUUUAUAAAGUUCUUGCAUCAGUAAUCAUUAACAACUAUAUUAAAUUAAGUUUUGUCAAGACUGUUUAAUGUAUUGACUUAAUACACAUUGGAAAAAUAAUAACUGUCUAUUUUGUCAGGAACAUUGGACAGUUCACAUUAAAUGAUCGAUUGGGCUGUUUUUUUUUAAGUUUUUUGGUGGGUCCACAUACCAGGUGGGAGAGAAAAAGCUAAGCACAAAAUAAACUAGGCCACCUUUUGAUUGAACAUAGAUACAAAGUCAUAAGCAAUCUAUUUUAAAUUACUAUGGACAAUAAAUUAGAAAUUGAUUUUAAAAAGGAAUAACUUUCAAUUCAAUUGACUGAUGUUUUAGCCUUGAAUGCAAUGUUUAUGUGCUUUAACUUGCAUGCAUAUUGAUAAUCUUUGAAUGAUAUUCAGUUUUCAUGCUGUCAGGAAAGAAUUCCCUUCAGAUGCUGCACAAGUGCAACAAGAGAUUAAGUGAGAUGAGUGUAAGUAUGGUUGGAAGCAUGCUGAGUAGCUUAUUUUCCAAUGUAUUCUGGAUCUUGGGUUGAUUUCUUUUAACUAAACAGAAAUCUCUUACUCGAAAACCUGGGUGAGUACUGAAAAUUGGGCUUGGAAAACAAAUCCAAAUUAGAUGUUGCAAUUUAAACUUAAUUUUCAUGGAAGGAAUCAAGAAAUCUAGUCAACAAAACUUAUCAACAUUGUGUAUGAUUAUUUUCACUUUAUUUUAAAUAAGGUAAAUAGCCCUCAGAGUUUGAAAUACAAGUUCAGCUUUUGAAGGGUUUUAAGGGAUUUUUGUAAUUGACAGCCCUAGCUUAAAAUGGAUAUGACUGGUAUUAUGACUUUGAAAGUGGAUGGGCUUUAGCAGUUUCAUUUGGCAGCUGAGAAAACUAUCUGGAUGUGGCAUUGGGCUCAGUUUCUUCCCUCAUCUUUCCUCACUGAUGAAAAGUGUUUUCUUCCACCCCUAUAAAAUUACACCCACGCUGCUAUCUUUUGCUACCAUUAAUCCCCGUCUUGCUGCCUGUGCCUCCUCAAUCCUCCUGAAACAUCAAUUCAUACAAAAUACCACAACUUGUGCCCCGCCCCUCCACCUAAAUCCUGUAAUUCUUGCAAGAUUAUCCUCCUCCAAAUUUAUUUUUACUAACUUUCUGUGCACCUGUGUGUCAGUACCAAAAUGUUCUUCCUGUUUUACAAAUCUCUGCUUUUUUUCCACCCUCCUUUUUUUAUACCUGUGAAUGCAUCCUUUGAUGCCUCUACACUGUAAUUCUGACUCCUGCCAAACCACCAUGGACAAAUCUCUAAAAUCACUAUGCUCCGACUGUUUCAAAGUCUGAACUCUGUAUCCUGUAUCGUGAUAGCACCUCACUAGACCACCACCCCACCCCAAAACUUCCUCCAUCUUCCAUUCUGAAGCAAUAUGUUUGGUUCUCCAAAGGAGAAACUCCAUUUCAUUCCCCUUCCUCUUUCUCAUGCUGUGUACUGUAAUAACUACUUCAUUGCAUAGGGCCCAGAAAUUUAUUCUUGUGCUUGAGAAACACUUCUUAAAAAGUCAUGUUAUAAUAAAACAUUUUAAUGGAAUGAACGCAGCACCAACAAAUGAUCUAAAACCCAAUUUAAUGACUUGCAUUUUAAUGGUUAAUUUUGAUACACAAUAAACAAUUAGCUGCUUAAUUGUAAUGGAAAAGACAAGUUAAGACAAUAAGGAUGAAAUAAACUGAAGUUGUGGUUCUUCAGUAUGGGAGAAUAGAACAGGAUGAAAAAAUAAAAUAAAACUCCAGUGUCCUCUGAAUUGCUGAGAACAGGCAUUCAGCCUGGUCUCCAGUGGAAAGUGACUCAACCAAAAAAACCCCAAAAAGUUCAAUUUAAUUGCAUGUAGGCUUUGUUUGAAGGGUGGGGAUUUGGGUGUUUUCAUCCAGUGCAACAAAUAUGUUCCUGUGAUCCAGGAUUUUUCAUGGUCAAGGGAAUAUUAUGAUAAAUGUGCUGGUAUAUCAGCUGCUGUGGAUGACCAGUAAUUUUCUCUUUUUCCUCUCUGGGCUCAACAGCAAUAGAUACUGCAUGUUGGAUCAACAUAUUACUGUGUUGUAUAAUUACAGAAUAUUACAGCCAUUCAUCAAUAAAUGACAACAAGACAAACCUUGUUUCCUUCAAGCAAGUGCUAUUUGAUCAGUUGCCAGAAUUCCAUGUUAAUCUGCCUGACAAAUUCCAGAUUACCAUUUUAAAAAAACAAAACAAUAUUUGAAACCAAGCAUUCUCUAAAUAGAAAACAUCUGUUGGCCCUUUUUGAGUAAAUUUGUGAAACAGGUGGAUGGGACACAAUAAAGUUUUAAUAUAUAAAAAUCAUGAAACUGACUACACAUUAGAAAUUGUUCAUUGGCUGUAAAGCACUGUGGGAUGUCCUGAGAUCAAUAAAGGCACUAAAUGAAUGCAAUUUUUGUCUUUGAAAUUUUAAUAUCUGGAUCAGAGAUAUUUUAUUCUACAUCUAGUUGGUCUAACUGCACAACAUAUUAGAAAUUGUCGAUUUGUAAUUGUUGCGAUGUCCGAUCCAAUUUCUUUGCUCUGGAAAUAUUCUCAAUGGAAACACUGCCUGCUUUCUGUUUAUGAGAUAUCCUGAAUUAACUUGCUUUCAGAUUUUAAUCUUGUUUUUCUAAAAUUGCAAUUAGAGACUGGCAGGCAGGUAAACAAGUAUUGUGAUGAUAGAUGAGAGCUUGUUGGAAGAAAACAUUUCUGUCUCACUGGCAUUGAUGGAUGGUUGUGGCAGAGAGUGCAACGGAAGAUGAGUGGAAAUGGUGUUAGUGCUGUGCUACGCAAACAGAUCAUUCAUUCCGUACUGUAAUUUGUAAUGGCAAACAAAUGAAGGACUUUACAGAGCACUGCUUUAAACUUCAACUUCUCAAGGAUAUUUAGAUGCCAUUUAAAAUAGUCUCAUAGCAUGAUCUAAUACCACAUUAGAAUGGUAUUAAUAGAAAUGACAUCCAUAUAAGUGUGAUAGUAUAGUCUGCAAAUUUUUCAUUGAUUCACCUAAUUCAUUUGCAGCUUUAAGAAACUGGAAUCUUUCUUAAAACAGGAGUGUUGGGCUGGCUGGCCUUUAAUCUUCCAAUAUUUAUAAAGUUAUUGGCUGUGGCAUUUAAGCUGAGAAACCUUUCAGAAAAAUGUCUGUGGUCUUCCAGUUACCAAUUUAAUUAUUGGCUGGGAAAUGCUGUACUUUUAUUACAUGUACAUGUUUCUCGAACAUAGCAGUAUUUUAUAUCACUCUGCACUGCAUUAACCCCUUUUAAGAGCUCGAAGAACAGCAAUCUUCUGCAGGUAAGUUGUCUAUGGAAUAUCAGGCACCGUAAUUUUGCUCAGGAUAAACAAUAAAAGCAUGCACGUUAUAGUAAUUUAUCUAUAAUUCAUUGUAUAAGCUGAAUGCUGUGUUGUGAAGCACAAGUAUUUAGGGGAUGCAAACCUUAAGAUAUAAAGAAAGACUUCUACGCCAGUUAUUACCAGGCAGUACAGUUGUCCAUUUGUCAUUUGUUUGAUGUGUCACCAGCUCCAAGUUAAAAUUUUGGCACGAUUUUAAGUUUCAGAGGGCUCUGUCUUUCUAUCUACCUAUCAAUCAUAUCAUCUAGUUAGAAAAUCUCCAGCGUUCUUAACUAGGUGUGAUUGACAGUAGUUGCAUUUUGAAAUUAUCAUGUUCUUGUUGGUUUCCAUUCAAAACAUACAUUGACAGUUAUAUCAUUAAUUUUUUUAACAAUGUGAAGUAUCAAAAUGCCCAGAAUUUCUAAGUAGUAAUUCUUAGUAGUUUUCCCAUUUAAGAAGGCCUUGACGAAAUGUCCUUAGAACCAGAAUGAACAAAUCAAUGAUAUUGCAUGCAUAAUUGUUGAUACUUUUGACUUGUGUUAACAUGUAUCAAUGAAUAAUUAAUGUUGGGCCAAUUGGUCUUAACAGUAUUUUGUGGGUUUACUGUUGGCGUAAUACUGGACCCUACACAUUUUGACUCAAUGUUUCAAUUUAAUCUACAGAAGACUACUGCCCAAAUAACAAAACACUGAAAGUAUUAAGUGCAGAUGUGAAAUGCAUUUCUGAAAUAUAUACUUUGGGUAUAGUAAGUUCUGUAAUCAUAAAGAUCAGCUUUACAUCAGUACGUCUCAUGGGAUUGAUACCAUGUUCUGAUUUUCAAAUAGAAUAUUAAAUUGCAGAAACAACUGGCUAGCAUAUUUUUACAAGAAUUAAUGAUAAAUAAAUACCAGUUGGUGAGAAUUUGUGAAUUUCUUUUCAAAUAACAGAUGCUCCAUGACGUCCUUCCAUACUUCCUAACAAAUUUCAAUGCAUUUUCAGCAAAAAUAAUUAUUAAUGCCCCCAGAAAAUGGUUUGAUAAAGGUAUAUUUGAUAAUCAAAAGAUUCCAAACACAGUAAAAUAUGUAAUCAAGACAAGCAAACUUAAGAACAUUAUCAGGUGACUUUAUUUCACAAUGUAAAUUAGUAAACUGUCGUUGAAAGAUCAUACUGUUGUAUCAAUUUCGUCCUUUGUUAAAAUAAUUCCAUUAUUGAUGAUAAACAUUCAUGUGCGUCUUUCAGAUUGUUAAAAUGGGAAUGUACCACUGGCCUGUGACCUGAUCAAGUAUUGCACUGUAUGAUGCAAAGAUCUAAAUCAUGUGAACAUUAUUAUGUCUAGAUACAGUUUUCACUCAACCCAAAAGGUGAUGCACUUGAAAUAAAAAUCAUGUAAUUAAUACUUCUUUUCCACUUUGCACAAACUGGUAACCAUGAAAUCUUCUGUAAAUGUGUUGGGAAGUAAUCACAGUUUUACUGGGUAGAAUUCUUUGCUUGGAGUAUCUCUCUAGCAAGACUAAUAAGUUUGCUUACAGUAUCCAAAUACUAUAUCUUUUAGUGCCUUAAUAUUGUUUCUAUGUAUUAAGUAAAUACAGGUAUUAAUGUUUCAGAAACAGCAAUAACUUGAAUCCAAUAGAAAUGCAAAUUACGCAUAAUUUAACCUUAUUAAAAUAUGAAAGGCAACUUGUAAUUAGCAUUUGUGUAUGUAAUUCCAUAUUUGCUUUUGAUUUCCAUGCAACAGAUUUAAGUACUCACUAUUACA